CCUGCAACUCUGAAGCAGAAUGACUCGUCUCACACUUGGAUUCUAUCUGCCACUCUGCUUUUAUUAUGUCCAGGCCGGAUCCUCUUUCCUGGACAGCUUUAUCUCAUUCCCAGCUCUCAGGUCGCACGAGGAGCAGAAGAGGUUCAACCCCUGCUGCCUGAUGAGUCCACCUCCACCCCCGCUCUUCCCCCCACCCCCAUCGAUUUGGCGCCGCCACGCUCAUGAUGGUGAAGCAAAGUCUGGCAACGAAGAGAAAGGUGGUCAGUGUGACCGUGGCCCCCAAGGACCUGUUGGUCCACCUGGUCCUCAGGGUCCAGCAGGGCUGCCGGGUAUCGAGGGACCCAAGGGAGAAAAGGGGGAGAUCGGAAGACCUGGACAGAAGGGUCGGACAGGUCCUCCUGGACUUCCCGGAAAACAGGGACCAGCUGGAUGGGCAGGUCCAACUGGGCCCAAAGGAGAGAAGGGUGACCCGGGGCUGAUGGGGUUGCCUGGAUCCAGAGGACCCAUCGGACCGAGGGGCCUGGCUGGAUACAAAGGAGAGAAGGGCUCCCUGGGCGAUCGUGGUGAGAACGGCAUGAAAGGAGACAAAGGGGCGAUGGGCUUCCCAGGCAUGCUUGGACAGAAAGGAGAAAUGGGCCCAAAAGGAGAACCUGGAAUCUCAGGGAACAGGGGCCCCACGGGGAGACCAGGAAAAAGAGGGAAACAGGGGAUGAAAGGUGAAGUGGGCACUAUCGGUCCAAUGGGGCCUACAGGUCCACAAGGAACUCCUGGUCACCCAGGUCCUCCUGGAUCACCAGCCUCAGGACUUUACAUGGUUGGAACCAAAGGGGCUCGUGGGCCACCUGGACCUCCUGGGAAGUGCAGCUGCAGUUCCCUCAGUAGCUCUCCUUAUGAUGAUCAGCCGUCCAGAGGAAGCUAUGCCAAAGUCCCAGCGAUAUUCGUGGUAAGCAACGAGGACGAGCUGCAGCGUCUCCACACGAACAACGCCAUCGCGUUCUGCAAAGAUCAGCGCGCGCUCUUCUUCAAAGACGUGGAUGGUUGGCUUCCCAUCCAGACUCCGUUCCAGAUGGCGCCUUUCCAGUCCAUGGAAAACGCCCCCGAGGAUGAGGGUUACUGUGGAGAUGGGAUCGUGCAGAGCUCUACUGGGGAAGAGUGUGACGACGGAAACAGAGUGGUGACCGACGGAUGCGUUAAGUGCAGACACGCCUACUGCGGAGACGGGUAUCGCUACGAGGGGGCGGAGGAGUGUGAUGGGAAAGACUUUGGAUAUCAGACUUGUAACUCUUAUCUCCCAGGGUCCUACGGUCAGCUCAAGUGCACGCCACACUGUUUCAUCGACUCGACAAACUGCAAGUACUUCACCUGAGGACACGAACAGGCAACAGCAGGAGCUUCAGCGUGUGGCACGUGUUGGGAGUAUUUAAAGCAAAAUAUAGAGAACAAUAUUGUUAAGAGACUCUGGAGGAGGAGGCAGCUGAAAUAGAAAAUCCCUCUCCACUUGCCGGAAGGACAGUGCCACCGGAGCGGAGAUGUUCACCCACCACUAAAGCACGCAGGGACUAAACUGACAGACCCUUCUCCACCCGGCCGCCGAGGGACAGCCAUGUCAGGCCCAGCGACAAGGAUGCAUGAAGCUUGGAAUUCAAGGAGAGCUGCUGGGAGCAUGACACCUUUCACCACCAUUUCCACGACAGCCAUGGGGCCCCCUGUAGUUACAUCACUUACAACGCCGUUGGCUCUUGAACAGAAGUCUCCACAAAUCUCUCAGGAAGGUUACGAAGCUUCACACUGACUGGACGCAGAAGCACAGAGGAAACAGAGAAAGUUUCCUGUGCUUCAGUCAAAGGCUCGACACUGUUAACUCACCUCUCCCUGCACAGGCUGCAGCUGCUCAACAAGGGGAGGGAGUUGAUUCCAAGUUCUGUCGUACAUAACUGCUCUAUACCUCUCUAUCCAGUCGUUCUGUCUUACAACAACAGCUGAUCACAGUCCACCCUCGGAAGUGCAGACGUCUGCUGCUUCUGUUGUUUCUAUAAGCUACUGAGCGUUAGCAGAGUCCUGGGCUCUGAAUGGCGCUUGAAAGCUAAAGACUGUUACUGUUACGUGCUGCUUGUUUGUGAUGAAGUGCUGACGUUACACCGCUCGCUGGUUUUUACUCAUCGAGCCUCUUAAGAAACAUGAUGGUGUUACAUGUGAGUCCAUGAUGAAGAAGCAGAAACCUGCGGAAUGUUCCAUGUUUGUGCUGUAUAUUGUCUGUAUGCACAACAAAGCUACUGCAUGUGAUAUUUAAAUUGACACUAGUCUGAACUGUGACAGUUUUAUCACGCCGAUAUGA
Molecule: messenger RNA, 2335 nt
Organism: Synchiropus splendidus (mandarinfish)
Lineage: Eukaryota; Metazoa; Chordata; Actinopteri; Syngnathiformes; Callionymidae
Gene: colq
Product: collagen-like tail subunit (single strand of homotrimer) of asymmetric acetylcholinesterase
Exons: 17
Coding region: 20-1366 (448 amino acids)
Source: RefSeq, a predicted model, not a curated record